Molecule: messenger RNA, 836 nt
Organism: Scutellospora calospora
Lineage: Eukaryota; Fungi; Glomeromycota; Glomeromycetes; Diversisporales; Gigasporaceae
Source: the annotation of a GenBank genome assembly
AAGAACUACUAACUUUACUUUUAGAGACUGACUCUUUAACCGAAUAUAAGAAAGCCAUUUGUGAAGCAAAAUAUAAAAAUGACGCUAAUGCAGAAAUAGAAUUUGUUACAGAUGUUCUUUGGUGGUUUGGUGAAAUUUAUCUAAAGGCAAAUGCUAAUCAAAGAUUAUUGAGGCGUAAUUUAAAAUCUGAAGAUGACAAACCUUUAGGUAUGAAAGUAGAUGGUAUAUUUCAUACCCCAGGAAAUAAAGGACUUGAAAUUGGAAUGGUUGAGUUAUCAGGUGGUUAUUUGACUUCAGACAUGCCUCGAUAUAUAAAAGACCAUGUUAAAGGUUGUUGGGGGUGUCGUGAUAUUCUAAAUGAUAUUGUGAAAAAAUACAAUCGCGGAGAUUAUAAAAUUUUGAGAAAUUUGCGUACAUGGUUCUUUCACAUACAUGGGCAGGAGGUGCAGGUGUGGGGAAUGGAUCUACCUGUUUCAAAAGUUUAUAGAAUGUUUUUAAUUGGUACAUUUUAUUUGCCAAUUAAUUGGGAUGAGCAUUAUGAGUUGGUGCAUGCGUUAAGAAUUUUAUGGAAUUUGGGAAGAGGCUUAGAUAACUCCUUUAAGUUACUCGAAGAAUUUAAGAAGUCACAUCGGCGCAAUACCGCGUUGCAUUUACGAUCGUCGAUAUUGAAAGACUAUGUUGAUAAUGUAAACGAGAGUUCACCAUUGAAUCCAACCGGUAAAAGAGCUCGAACAAUAAACCCUCAUUCUCUUACACCUAAUGAUCAUCGUGAUAGUAAUGAUAACGAUCCACCUUCACUGUCUCCAUCAGGUAUUCUGAAUACCCUUGCCCAUUAA